Closterium sp. NIES-65 is the source of this 795-nucleotide messenger RNA. Lineage: Eukaryota; Viridiplantae; Streptophyta; Zygnematophyceae; Desmidiales; Closteriaceae. The record is from the annotation of a GenBank genome assembly.
AUGGCAAUCCCGGCAAUCCCGGCAGUCCCCGCUGUCCCAGCUGUCCCAGCUGGCUCAGCAGGAAAACAUGUCCCAGAAGGGAAAACCGCCCCAGUAACCACUUCAGCUGCUCACCCACAGGAAUGGAACCUUCCAGGAAUCAGCGAUGCAGCUGGCCCGAGCAGCAACUGCAACCUGGGGUUCCUGCUGGGGGUGCUUCUGACUCCUCCCGAGAGGGAGGUGGUGCUGUCACGACUCUUCCAACUGCAAGGCUUGUGCAGUAGGAGCGGCAGCGGCAGCUUUGGUGCGGCUUCAGGCACGGGGGACCAGGCUCGUGCGGCGAGCAUGGACUCAGGCGUUGCUCAUGUUGCUGCUGCUGCCGCUGAUGCCAGUGGUGUUAGUGGUGAUGCUGCUGCUGCUGCUGCUGCUGCUGCUGCUGCUGCUGCUGCUGCUGCUGCUGCUGCUGCUGCUGCUGCGGCUGCUCCUACCGCUGCAGCUCCUAUCGAUGCUGCAGUUCCAAUCGCUGCUGCUACUCCUGCUGCUGCUGCUGCUGCUGCUGCUGCUGCUGCUGCUGCUGCUGCUGCUGCUGCUGCUGCUGCUGCUGCUGCUGCUGCUGCUGCUGCUGCUGCUGCUGCUGCUGCUGCUGCUGCUGCUGCUGCUGCUGCUGCUGCUGCUGCUGCUGUCGACUCUGUGCUUGAUCCACUUGCAUCUGGUAACACAUCUUUCACAAGAACAGCAGUGCUGGAUUCAUCAACCAGCUUUGCAAAUGAGGUGAGUGAAAUGGGAGCCAAACUCUUCUGUAGCACAUUCAGCUGA